Molecule: messenger RNA, 1021 nt
Organism: Dendroctonus ponderosae (mountain pine beetle)
Lineage: Eukaryota; Metazoa; Arthropoda; Insecta; Coleoptera; Curculionidae
Gene: ND-13B
Product: NADH dehydrogenase [ubiquinone] 1 alpha subcomplex subunit 5
Exons: 1
Coding region: 599-970 (123 amino acids)
Biological process (GO): respiratory electron transport chain
Source: RefSeq, a predicted model, not a curated record
ACUUUUGAGUUACUAAUGGACAUACUCUGCUUUCUCAGCUACAUACAAAUCAAAAUUGAUGAAACCUUGAGACUUUGAGGUAGAUUUUGUUAAAUAAACGUAGCAGUGCCUCUCACUUGCACGCACCUAAGGAGGGAGGCGCUAAUAUGGAAGCUGCCGGUACUGUAAUUUCUAAGUUACCAAACAUGCAUUAUUUAUACAAAAAUAACAUUUAUUGAGACUUUCAGGUAUCAGAAUUGAUUCAGAUAAUAAUUUACUAUUUUAUUGUAAAUAGCAAUCAGCUCAAUAAAAAAUCAAAUUAAUAAAUGCUAUCUGAAUUAAGAUAAUAUCCCUAAAGAACUAGACGUGAAAAGCAGUAAUUAUAACAUUUUCAAAUGAGUUAUUAACAAAAUGAAGCUCAAAAAUGAAAAUAUGCAUUUGGCAACAGCAAAACAUCAAAACUGACAUCUCUAAAGCACAGAUUACAGAGUGAACCUCUGUGAUCUGUGCUCUAAAGUUGGUAGGGAAAAGUUACAUAAACAACAUAGCCCAUUAUUUACAUUUUUGCCAAGUCCAAAAUCAGUAGAUACCACUUUUGCGUCUUCAGUUAAUCGUCUGGAUGGCUGGGGUUAUCAAGAAGACUACCGGCCUGACUGGUCUAGCAGUGUCCCCUCACCCCCACAGAGUUUUAGGGGUAUUAUAUGGAAAAAUCCUCAGAACACUGAAAAUGAUGCCCGAAACUGCAGCCUACCGUAAACACACCGAAGCGGUAAUAAAGGAACGGUCCCAAAUUCUAGAAUCAAACCCCGCAGUGGAGGAAGCCGAGAGGAAGAUCAAUUGUGGCCAAAUUGAAGAAGUCAUUAUACAGGCUCAAAACGAAUUAGUGUUGGCUCGCAAAAUGCUGACAUGGAAGCCCUGGGAGCCCCUGACAAAAGCGGCCCCACCUAAUCAAUGGAACUGGCCCCCCGCUCAUCCAGCUGAACAGCGUUGAUUGGUAUACUUGAUAAAACCGUGUUAGAACUUUAAUAAAUUGUUUAAACUA